UCCUCCGUCAGCUUCCCGCACAACCCGAUGUAUCACGUGAUAUCAAACGCAUCCAAAGCUUGAGAAUUCCACAUCUCGACAUCUGGAGCCAGGGCCGUCCUCUCAUCCGGGAUAUGAGCUCGCUAAAUAUACCUGAGUCGACUGCUCUCACUCAUCAUGGCGGCCGCACAACCCGUCGAUGGGGUCACGCACUACCAAGUCCUGAAUCUCACGCCCACCCUCAUCGACACCCAGCACGACCCCACGGCCCUCAUUAAGCGCGCCUACCACCGCGCCCUGCUGCGCAACCACCCCGACAAGGUCUCUGCCUCGCCAGCCUCAACUUCCUUUACCAUCGACCAAAUCACCACCGCCCUCACCGUCCUCUCCAGCCGCUCGUCCCGCACCGCUUACGACACGGCCCUGCGAGUCUCCCGCCCCGCAGCCAACGCCCAGAGCCGCGACGCGACGUUCCAGACGGGUGUUGAGAACGUCGACUUGGACGAUCUGGCGUACGACGACGCGAAAGAGUGCUGGUAUCGGCCCUGCCGCUGCGGAAACGACCGUAGUUAUAUCUUCCGGGAGACCGACCUGGAGGAGGUGGGGGAUGAGGGGGAGCUUGUGGUGGCGUGCUUGGACUGUAGUUUGUGGCUUAGAGUGCACUUUGCCGUCGUCGACGACGAUGAGGUACCAGAACCUGCAGCCAAAGAGAAAAGUUGAUUCUUACCUGUGCCUGGCCUUAAGACCCGUAUGCACCGUGAUGCUUUGAUACACUCCACCAAUCCCGUCUAUGAUGGCCCAGUCAAGUGCCAAGUCAUGUUGACUAAUUGCCCGGCUCACAUAUCGUUGAGUAACAGACUGCCCCUCCCCCGCCUUUGUCGGUUAGAAAUCGGAGCAACAACAAACGCAGCACGUUGCAAGGUA
Ilyonectria robusta is the source of this 903-nucleotide messenger RNA. RefSeq names its product Diphthamide biosynthesis protein 4. The record is from RefSeq and is a predicted model, not a curated record. The transcript has a single exon. Gene Ontology annotation, molecular function: metal ion binding. Lineage: Eukaryota; Fungi; Ascomycota; Sordariomycetes; Hypocreales; Nectriaceae. The coding region runs from base 157 to 699 and encodes 180 amino acids. Gene Ontology annotation, biological process: protein histidyl modification to diphthamide.